AUGAACUCGACGAAGAGGAAGUUCAAUAACCUACUCCAGGGCCUCAGUCGCUCUUCGAGUGAUCGCCAAAAUGCCGACGCGACAACUUCACGGCCCCCGGGGACUCCACAGAAAACGAGUGACGUCGAGAGCUUUCUCGACAAACGGCGCAGGCUAGGUCUCCCUCUAUCCAACUCUCCCGUUCAGAGCAAUCCCCCGACGCCAGGCAAAGCAGGAUCGCCUUCCUCGACCGUUGGAACGAGCCCGCGACGAACCGAAUCGAAACGAGAGCCCGAAAAACCGCUGGCCAAGUACUGCCCGGGUGACCGCAGUGAACUCCUCCGACGGCUGGCUACUUUCCAAGAGCUCACAGAUUGGACAUUCAAACCCGAUAGAGUGAGCGAAAUCGAAUGGGCAAAACGGGGUUGGUUUUGCAAGGGCAAGGAAACCGUGCGAUGUGUGCUGUGUCACAAGGAGCUCGUCGUCAAACUCAACAGAAAAAACGUCGACGGAAAAGAAGUCCCCGUGCUCGUUUCCUCGGAUAUCGAGGAAGGUCUUAUUGAAAAGUACGAGGAGCUAAUUGUCAGCGCGCAUUUUGACGAUUGUCUCUGGCGAAAACGGGGCUCGGAAAGUUCUCUCCUUCGUCUUCCACUAUCUAGUACGGCCAGCGCCCUCGAGGAACUCCGAGUCCGAUACGAUGAAUUAUGUUCACGUGAAUCCUUCCUACCGUACGAAUUCAACAUACGACUCCCGGAAGGCUUAGAUCUGAGUGACGUACUGGCCAGUCUACCUCCAGACUUCUUCAAAAAUGGCCAACAAGCCUCUAUCAAAACACCGAAUCGGCCAGCGUUAGCAUUGGCCCUGUUAGGGUGGCAAGGGUUAUCAAAUUCACGCAUUGGCCCAGUGCCAAACUCAGCCUCUUGUCAAACUUGCCUAAGGCGCCUAGGUCUGUGGAUGUUCAAGAGUAAGGAAGUGAAUGAGGACGGCGAAGUCUUGGUCCCCGCACCGAUGGAUCAUCUCGACCCUGUUCGCGAACAUCGUUUCUUCUGUCCAUGGAAGAACCAGGACACCCAGAAACGAUCCAACGCAAAGGCCUCGGAGGGUGAGGCUCUGCCCGGCUGGAAGACUCUGCUUCAGACUAUCAAGAAUGAGUCGAAUCUACGAGAUCUGUACGCAGGCCGGUCAAAGAGUCGGCCCAAGUCGAUACAAGCUCCCAGCAACCCCUCCACGCCUGUACGACGGCCGCAUGCUAACCCAGCCACACCGGUUGCUGGGGACGCUUCGGCAGUCAACGAUUCACCUCGCUUCGCUUCCCAGCUAGACACUGAGGAAUAUGACGAAAAGGCGCAGGAUGAGGAGGAUAACGCUCGCUGGGCGAGACUCAAGAAAGUGAAGACUCUAUUUGACAUUAAAGGAGCAAGGAAGCGGAUGUCGAUCAGCCGUCCGGGCACAAGUCAUUCAACCGCUACGACAGGCGAUGGGAAAUAA
This is a messenger RNA of Clonostachys rhizophaga, 1467 nucleotides long. Lineage: Eukaryota; Fungi; Ascomycota; Sordariomycetes; Hypocreales; Bionectriaceae. The record is from the annotation of a GenBank genome assembly.